GGAAAACUACAAUCCCAGAAUUCCAUGCGUUGCGGUUCGUCAGGGUGAAUGAUAACACAGCCACACGUUGUCGUGCUGCAGCGUACAAGUCUGUUCUGUUGAAUUCUACGCGAUUACCACCAGGAAAAACUCGUCAUGUAUUUAUUAAUACUGAUCAUAGUCUUUUCAGUGGUUGUUCUUCUGUCAGUUUUAAUGGCUCCUUACAUCAGGAAAUAUGUGGCUGGUGGUGUGUGUUUGUCUCAGGCUCGGCUAAGCGGGAAGAUUGUGCUCAUUACCGGGGGAAAUACGGGGAUUGGGAAGGAGACGGCGCGGAAUCUCGCAGCACGAGGCGCCAGGGUGAUCCUUGCAUGUCGAAGUGUAGAGAAAGGAGAAGCAGCAGCUGCUGAGAUCCGCUCCAAAGUGUCUGGAGCCCAGGUGGAGGUGCGAGAGCUUGAUCUGGCUGACACCUGCUCCAUACGAGCCUUUGCACAGCAGUUCCUUAAAGAGGUGAGCCAUCUUCAUAUUUUGAUCAGCAAUGCUGGUGUAAUGAUGUGUCCCUACACAAAGACUGCAGAUGGUUUUGAAAUGCACUUAGGUGUUAACCAUCUAGGCCACUUCCUAUUGACAUACCUGCUCAUUGGUCUACUGAAGCGCAGUGCCCCAUCUCGCAUUGUUGUUGUGUCCUCCCUGGCGCACAACUUUGGCUGGAUCCGUUUCCAUGAUCUGCACAGCCAAGGCAGCUACAACAGUGGCCUCGCCUACUGCCAAAGCAAGCUGGCCAAUGUGCUGUUUGUUCGAGAACUGGCACGCAGACUCGAAGGAUCGGGUGUGACGGUGAACUCUGUGCAUCCAGGCACGGUGCGCUCAGAGCUGGUCCGACACUCCACAGUCAUGUCCUUGCUCUUCACAUUAUUCUCAUUUCUCCUGAAGACACCAGAGGAGGGGGCACAAACGUCAGUAUACUGUGCUGUGGCUGAGGAGCUCCAUUCUGUCAGCGGGAAGCAUUUCAGUGACUGCACCCCUGCAUUUGUUGCACCCCAGGGAAGGAGUGUUAAGACAGCUCGCCAACUGUGGAAUGUCAGCUGUGAGCUUCUAGGCAUUGAGUGGGACUGAUCCACUGUGCCAUCUCUACAGCCACCCUGCCCUAUGCACCGUUUUUAGAGGCGCUCUCAUCUCUUGCAGCUUUCUCCUGUCAGUCACCAAGAUACCAUUACACUGCUUUUUGUAUAAUGGUCAAUAAGAAGUGUAAAGGGGGGGGAUUACAUACAAAUUAUGUUGGCAAAUUAUUUGUGGAACUACGUACUUCUAAGGCCCUAUCUUUCCUUGUUCAUUCAUGGACCUUUUUAAGCUUUUUUUUUUUUUUUUAAAGCAUCUGAGACAUUAACAGUUUACAUUCAGCAUUCAUAACGUGUAAACUUGCCUUUAAUGUACCUCAUGUACUGAGGUACAGUUGUCUUUUACUACAUUUGUCUUAAUGAUUAGAGUGGAACCUGUUAAAUGGAAGAAGUGAGUAUACUUUCUUGUACAUUAAAUGGCACCAUGUGGUCA
Molecule: messenger RNA, 1527 nt
Organism: Scleropages formosus (Asian bonytongue)
Lineage: Eukaryota; Metazoa; Chordata; Actinopteri; Osteoglossiformes; Osteoglossidae
Gene: rdh12
Product: retinol dehydrogenase 12
Exons: 7
Coding region: 136-1092 (318 amino acids)
Source: RefSeq, a predicted model, not a curated record